This is a messenger RNA of Marasmius oreades (fairy-ring Marasmius), 573 nucleotides long. RefSeq lists its product as uncharacterized. The coding region runs from base 1 to 573 and encodes 190 amino acids. Lineage: Eukaryota; Fungi; Basidiomycota; Agaricomycetes; Agaricales; Marasmiaceae. The transcript has 3 exons. The record is from RefSeq and is a predicted model, not a curated record.
AUGGACCUCGUAUUUUCUUCCCCAACCCCUCACAACGCUUCUAUCUCUCUUCAAACUGGAGAGUUGGUAUACGAAAUAUCAACUAACGACACUAAACCGGACUCGUUGGGAUUAGGACUGGGGGCGAGGCGUACGGUUGUCAAAAAGUUCAGCGUGGAGACCCCGAGUAUGACACCAACGGAGAUUGGGUACAUCGAAUUGCACACUUUACACGACGAUCGGUGUGAGGUGUAUGGGAGGGAUGUGAGACCGAAAGACAAGCGGAAAUGGACAUCAUCGAACGGACAAGAGUACACCUGGCAGAAGAAGGACAAAGUAUCGCUGCUCGACGGAUACCAAAACACGGUAGCAGUCUACGAACCCCAACUUUCGGGAUUUCCCAGUGACAAGCCUCGGAGUCCAUCUAGAUUAUCAAUAUCUCCAGGUGCAGGAUACGGAAGAAUCGUAGAUGAGAUUCUCAUCACUUUUCUUUAUGUUCAACAAAAGAAUGCUACGACAAGUAAAUCGGAGGGUAUGAGCAAUCUUGUAGGUAAUGUAGUUGGCGCGUUUGGGUAUGCAGGUGUUGCAUGCUGA